Molecule: messenger RNA, 1577 nt
Organism: Schistocerca americana (American grasshopper)
Lineage: Eukaryota; Metazoa; Arthropoda; Insecta; Orthoptera; Acrididae
Exons: 6
Coding region: 454-975 (173 amino acids)
Source: RefSeq, a predicted model, not a curated record
AGACCUUGUGAUGCAUUUUUUUUUUUUUUUUAGCGAUCUUGUGUAAAAAAGUUAAUACAUGUGUAUACUUCAAAUAAAAGCGUCAUGGAUGUAACACGAAGAAAAGAAUUGCGUCGUUUCCGAAUCCCACAAAGUCGUGUUAUACAUGACUUGUAGAUCGUCCUUUUCGGUUGCUUGUAUUUUAGAAUUGGCAGAUUCACGGUGGAAAAGGCAAAUGUAGAAGUAAAAUGCACAUUAACUGAAAGAAUAUGUUCCAUGUGCAUGAACUUUUCUGUUUCUUGAAUUGCGGGUUUUCAUCUUAUUUAUAGUGCAACUGCACGUGUAUAGGUACAGAUCUUUCGCCGAGUGAGCAGUUGUGAGUGUUUGCUAAAAAUGGAGCAAUUUUAUCAGCAUACUAGACAAUGAGCCUCUAUAUUUUGCUGAAUUAGUUUGGGAUCCAAAGCAAACAAAACAAUGUCACCUGCAGAUCAGAGGUUGUUCAGAUUUCUUGAUAAACAUCUCUGGGCGUUUAUUCAGCAGAAGCGAGCAGUAAGAAUUUUGCGUAAAGUAGAUCAUGGUACAUCAUACAGAAGCCUUUUAAGAAUCUUGAAAUUAAUUCUGUACUCUGGAGGGAAGAUAUUAAUCCUGCUCCCGUCCAAUAUAAACUACCUUGCCAUAGUAUCUAGAACAAUAUUGGAGCUGAAAUAUUUGAGGAAGGAUCUAUUACAGUAUGUGUUAUGCAUCAGAGAUGAAAUGGACCAAGGCCAGCAUUUGCAGGACGUGUUAGACAAGCCAGUUCACAUCACAGUGAAUGUGGUUGGGGAGGAUCACCAUCAAAUAAAUCUGCAGUACUGCAAUGGGCACCCACUUGGCACUGUUUUCUGCGAACCUAUCCGUGGGUCAUCUAGAGCAGUGCUUCCCAAACUGUGGGGCGUGACUCGCAAGAUUUAUUCAGGUAUUACUUUCCAAGAAUUCCUGAUGAACUGCUAUGGAUAAGAAAUCCAUUUCAAGAGGACAAUCUUAAAAAGUUAAAACUGUUGGCAUCUGUAGAAGACUCCCUGAUAGAACAAUCAUGUGAUUCUUCUGUGAAAACUUUAUUUCAAGAAUUAAGCCAAAUCCCAUUUUGAAUCAAAUUAACCCUGUGGCGCAUGAAUUUCACUGCAAUGGACAACUUUUAAUGGUCAAUUCUCUGGUGUUUUCAUUCAGUCAUGAGGCUGCAAAUGCAUGCAGGACACAACACUAGUAGGGAGUGCCCACUGCAGUGAACUGUGUGCAUUUGCAGCCUCAGGACUGAUAGAAAAUGCCAAAGAAGCGACCAUCAACAGCUGUCCACUGUAGUGGACGCAAUGCGUCACAGCAUUAAAGGGAGAGUAUAGAGUGCUUCCAAACAUAGCUAUGAAGGAACUAAUGGGAUUCACAACUACUUACUUAUGUGAAUAUGCUUUUUCUAGCUUACUUUAAAAAAUAAAAAAAAUAUACAAAACAAAUAUAGAAACAAGCUUUGCAUGGAAAACAAUUUACAACUAAAACAAACAAGCUUCAAUCCAGAUAUACAAAGUCUCAUUAACACCAAGACUAAGCAAUACCACAAAUCUCAU